AUGAUUAAAAAGAGAACCGCAAAGAAUGUGUCGUUGAGAGCAAAGGAAGAUGCAUCGACAAUACAGCCUGCAGCCACUGCUGCUUCAUCAUUGAAUAGUGUAGAAUCAUCGGAUCAGAAUAAUCAACAAGAGGAACAAACUAAUGAAAAUACAACAUCAGCAUCAAUAACAACUGGUGAACCAGAACAAAUAACAUCAUCGGAAAGGCUGGAGGAGGAUGGAGACAAUAUUAAUGAAACACUGGAGAAGACAAUUUUAAAACAAAAGCUGAGAAGUAGACCAAAAGGAAUGCAAGCAAACUUAAAAACUGGUGAUUUGUUCGAUUUGGACAAGAUUAAAAACAGUUCAGUGCAAAGAAAAAAGGAAAAGCUGAAUAUUCUGCAAGGAGGUACUCAAGGAGGUCUGGUUGAUAGAAAUAGUGGAGAUUGGAUUGCAAUGAAAUUAGCAAAUAUGGAAAAGGCAAAGAUUAUGGGUUCAACAUCACAAUUAGCUAUGGAUAUGGCUUUCACAGAAGCCGAAUUAUCAGAGCAGGACAAGAGAUUAUUCGAAUUUAUUAAAGAACGUAUGAAGGAACAAGGAUAUUCAUACGAUCAAAUUGUAAAUAAUGAUGACGAGGAUGAAGGAAUUGAAAAAGCAAAGAAAAAGAUUUCUGUAGAUAUUAACGAGCUAUUGGAGAAGGAAAAGAAUCUCUAUAAAUUACCAGAUGAAUUAAAAGUGGAAAAGAUUGAUAUUUCGAGUUUAACAAGACGAAAGGAUAAUGCCAACAAGGAAGCAAAACCUUUAACAGAGGAGGAACGACAAAAACUCUUGAGUGGUGCCAUUCUAGAAGUUCCACUUUCAACAGCAGCAAAGGUGGAAAACAUUAGAGAAACCAAUGAGAAAGUGAAAGAAUUGGAAGACAAUAACAAGAGAAAAUAUCACCAAACUGCCUCUGAUGAAUAUGUCUUUACACAAUACAAGAAGAAGUAUGCCCAUAAAAGAUGA
Messenger RNA from Naegleria gruberi, 984 nucleotides. RefSeq lists its product as uncharacterized. The transcript has a single exon. The coding region runs from base 1 to 984 and encodes 327 amino acids. Lineage: Eukaryota; Heterolobosea; Eutetramitea; Acrasida; Naegleriidae. The record is from RefSeq and is a predicted model, not a curated record.